Molecule: messenger RNA, 1209 nt
Organism: Ramularia collo-cygni
Lineage: Eukaryota; Fungi; Ascomycota; Dothideomycetes; Mycosphaerellales; Mycosphaerellaceae
Exons: 1
Coding region: 1-1209 (402 amino acids)
Source: RefSeq, a predicted model, not a curated record
AUGAGUCCUUCCCACCUCACCACCCAAGCGGCACCCAUCCCUCGCUACCCACCCACCUAUCAACACCCAAAUUCCAACAAAGACCAUUACCAAUACUGGCGCUACAGCACAAUGGAACUCGCAAAAUUCGCAACCAGUCUCGGACUCCACCUUCCCCACCCAGACGUCCGCGGGAGAGUCAUCGACGCCCUACAAAAAUCCGGCGGCGAAGCUCCAUUUCCUUUCCUCAGUUUACCACCCGAGCUGAGGAAUAUCAUCUACGAGGAACUUCUCAUCAAACGACCAGACUCCCCGAUUCGCCACCCACAGAUCUUACGUACUUGCAAAGCGAUCCGGGACGAGGCGACCGAUAUCCUGUAUGCCGAGAACUACAUCACCGUCCACGUCCACUCAGACCGAAUCGAAGUGUCAGGUAUACGCUGUGCAGGCGGUUAUAAUCCCGCCGGAGACAGCCGCGCACUGAAAGAUAGUCGUCCAGAGAAAGUCGAAGAGAUUAUCUGGCCGAAUUUCCUUCGUCAAGCCUGGCACAUCGCUUUAGAAGCCCCGGAAAACAUCUGGUACUACGACGCAGCCCAAACGAUUCAAGUGUGCAGUUCGCGCCGUGAGAUUGCCACUAAUAAUGUCUUGUACUCUAUUUGCUCGUUCCUCAGCUCUGGACAACACUGUCUCCGGUACAUCGACGCCUAUGAUUGUCUCUAUUUAGGCGCCUCGAAAGAUGAAAUCCGAGCAGCUCUCUACCCUGGGAAACUCAUCAUCAAGACAGAGUACAAUUCUGAGCGAUGGGAUUAUCAUGAGGGUAAGCGGGUAGAAGCCUCUCUCCACGACGAGACAAUCUCUGCGCGAGCUGCUACACUCCGCAAAUACGUGCGUCCAUCGAAUUCCUUGCUACAAGAAGUCGCAUGGUGCUUUUGUAAAAUCACCACGGAACCUAGAAGUACGACUUGGAAACAGCUGGCACGUUCCUUUUUAUUAGGUGGGAAAUGUGUCUUUUGGGCAAAAUUGAAUGCUAUGGGAUAUUGUAAGCCUGAGGUGAUUGAUGAGCAGCUUAAGCGCAUGGUUUGGUUGCUUAGAGAUUUGAUGGGGACGGAUUGGAUUCGUAAUGGUCGAGUCGGGAUCAAGGAGGAAGUUGGACAGUUGCUGCUUCUUGAUAUUGAGCUUCGCGCUGCCAGUGUUGCUCGAGAGGAAGGUCAGGCGGUUGCUGCUUUGUGA